Poecilia latipinna (sailfin molly) is the source of this 2541-nucleotide messenger RNA. RefSeq names its product folylpolyglutamate synthase (gene fpgs). Gene Ontology annotation, biological process: tetrahydrofolylpolyglutamate biosynthetic process. NCBI's taxonomy places the organism in Eukaryota, Metazoa, Chordata, Actinopteri, Cyprinodontiformes, Poeciliidae. Gene Ontology annotation, cellular component: cytosol; cytoplasm; mitochondrion. The transcript has 15 exons. The coding region runs from base 100 to 1833 and encodes 577 amino acids. Gene Ontology annotation, molecular function: tetrahydrofolylpolyglutamate synthase activity; ATP binding. The record is from RefSeq and is a predicted model, not a curated record.
UAAACAAAAAGCCGUAGAAGGGGCGUAUCUUGACGUCAUUACGCAGCUGAAAGGACCCGCCCAUAUUUGGUCGUGGCUUCCUGUGACUCCUACCGCCUCAUGAUGGCGUGUCUGCUGCGCGUGCUGCAGCGGCAGUCGGCGUUUGGCGCUUCGUGCAGUGAACGGGACUCGGUGUUCAGGUUGGCGAACCGGGCAGUCCGGAACCACAGCACCCAGGCGGCUCCUCACUUCCCCGGCAUGGAGUACCAGGACGCCAUCUGCACCCUGAACACGCUGCAGAGCAACGCCAGCGUCCUGCAGCAGACCAGCAGGGGGCAGAGAGACCCUCAGCAGCAGCUGCUGGCCAUGCCGGGCUUCCUGGAGCGGGCCGGGCUCACGGUGGAGCAGCUGGAUCACCUCAACAUCAUCCACAUCACGGGGACCAAGGGCAAGGGAUCCACCUGCGCGUUCACGGAGCGGAUCCUCAGAACCUACGGCUUCCGGACCGGGUUCUACAGCUCGCCCCACCUGGUCCAGGUGAGGGAGAGGAUCCGCAUCGACGGCCGGCCAAUCAGCAACGAACUUUUCACCAAAUACUUCUGGCAGGUUUACGGACGGCUGGAUGAGACCAAGGAGGCCCAUGGAGGGACGAUGCCGGCGUACUUCCGGUUCCUCACCAUCUUGGCGUUCCACGUCUUCCUCCAGGAGAAGGUGGACUUGGCCAUCAUUGAAGUCGGGAUCGGAGGAGCGUACGACUGCACCAACGUUGUCAGGAAGCCGUGGGUCUGUGGCAUCGCCUCUCUGGGAAUCGACCACACCCAGAUUUUGGGCGACACCAUCGAGAAGAUCGCCUGGCAGAAAGCGGGAAUCUUCAAGCCGGGCGUUCCCGCAUUCACGGUCCGGCAGCCGCAGGAAGCCAUGACGGUUCUGAGGGACCGGGCCAGAGAGAUCCAGUGUCCGCUGCGGGUCUGUCCGGACCUGGACCGGUACCAGACGGAGUCCGGAGAGCUGCAGCUGGGCCUGGCGGGUCAGCACCAGCGCUCCAACGCGUCGCUGGCCCUGCAGCUCUGCCACACCUGGCUGCAGCGGAGGUGUGGGCCAGAUUCAAGCCCCGCCCUUCCUGAUCCGGACAGCAGCUGCGUAUUGCAGGCGGACUCUUUCCGACCAGGUGCCGCCAUGGUGAAAGGCCUGGCGGACACGCAUUGGGCCGGCCGGAGCCAGACGCUGCGGCGCGGCGCGCUGACCUACUUCCUGGACGGAGCCCACACCCACCGCAGCAUGCAGGCCUGCGUCCAGUGGUUCCAGGAGGCCGCCGCCCAGUCCCAGAGAGGAGCCAGUGGAGCCGUGGUCCGGGUUCUGCUGUUCAACGCCACCGGGAAGAGGGACGCCGCCGCCAUGCUGAAGCUACUGCUGCCGUGUCGCUUCGACUUGGCCGUGUUCUGCCCCAACAUCACCGAAACCGUCGCCUCCGGCAACGCAGACCAGCAGAACUUCAAUGUCGCAGUGGAGACCAUGCUGACCUGUUGCCUGGACAACGAGCGGAGCUGGCGUCUCCUUAGCGACGGCGGAGAUGACUACCCAGCGCCGCUGCUGAUCCGGGACGGCCCGGCGCCGCUCGCUGAGAGGAAGGCGGACUCGCUGGUGUUCCCCAGCAUCCUCAGCGCCCUCUGCUGGAUCGCCCAAGGACGAGACCCGGUUCUGACCGACCCGGCUCAGACGUCGCCGCCCGUCACACCCAGCAUGGCCGCCAAGGCCGCGCUGCUUCAGGACGCCGCACACGUCCACGUCCUGGUGACCGGCAGCCUGCACCUGGUGGGAGGCGUCCUCAAGCACCUGGACCCAGAGGACGGGUAGACUGGGAACGCUGGGUCAUCUGGGAACGCUGGGUCAUCUGGGAACGCUGGGUCAUCUGGGAACGCUGGGUCAUCUGGGAACGCUGGGUCAUCUGGGACGGGUCGGUGCUGCUUUACUUCCAGGCUGGGUGAAACUGGACCUUCCAGGUGGAUUACCAGGUUCUGUCCCGGUUCUGAAGCUCCUCUCACCAGAUGGGUCGUCUUGUUGUUUUGGACUUUCUUUAUUUUCCAGGUGGUUCUGAUCAGUGAUUGGCUGCUGGGUACCAUUGGGUCACAGCGGUCCAAACUCAGCCCAGUCUGCGUCUAAACCCAGCAGAACCGAACCAGCUGUGACCCAGCUGACCUUCAGAACCAGAACCCGUUGAGGAGCCCCAGCAGGGGUCAGUUCAGUGUGAGGGCCCGGUUCUGAUCAGACCGGGCCUCGGGUUUCUGAGUCUUACUUGAAGCACUGUUUACAUGAACCACUGGUCUCUGCUGGAUGGGUCGCGCUGCAGAACCAGACCCAGCAGAACCAGAACCUCUGCCUUCAUGAUGUCAGUCUCUCUGUGUGUUUCUGUUUCUUCUACUUUGUUUCGGUUCUGUGGGAAAGAUUUCAACACUACUGAGGAUGGUUGCGGUUCUGAUCCGGUUCAGAUCAGAUUUAAAUGAGCCUUAAUUUAAAUGAUUAUACUGACAUCUGCAGGCGGUGAGAGGUACUGCAGGCAGAAGC